AUGGUCCUAAUGGAAAUGAGAAAGGAAGUGGAUAAAAGUAUCAAGUUUAUAAUCUUUUGCUAAUUCAAAAUCAUCGACUAUGAUAUUUGUAUUUGUUAUUAAUCUCAUUUUUAAAUUUGUGUUAUUUCUUUAUCAUUCAACUAAUUAUAUAACACAAAAUUCUAAAAUAACAAUUGCAUUGUCAAUUAGUUAUCCACAAACAUCAUCAAGAGAAUUAGAUAGACAUACUGUGUUCAGAAUUCGUCUAGAACUCAGAUGGAAACCAUUAGCAAAAUUGAAGAUCUAGAAAAACUGUAAUAACAAUGGUUAGAUUUGGCAAAAUAAAAAGGCAACAACAAUUAUGAUCAAGAUGAUGAAAUCGAAGAGCAGGAGGACAAAAAAGAAGCCAAAGUCGAUAAAGAUUUAUAAGAAAGUGAAAGUGAAUCUGAUGAUGAUGAUGAACCAAAGGGUGGAAGGAAGAUACCCUUAGUUGAAUUAGUCAAAGGUUUUAUUCCAAGGCUUUUAAGACCAGAACCUCAGGAAUGACAUAUCUAUAUAUUGUGUGAUUUUUAUCAAAACUAUUUAUAA
Messenger RNA from Paramecium tetraurelia, 567 nucleotides. RefSeq lists its product as uncharacterized. The transcript is spliced from 3 exons. NCBI's taxonomy places the organism in Eukaryota, Ciliophora, Oligohymenophorea, Peniculida, Parameciidae. The record is from RefSeq and is a predicted model, not a curated record.